Mesoplodon densirostris (Blainville's beaked whale) is the source of this 4850-nucleotide messenger RNA. RefSeq names its product MIS18 binding protein 1 (gene MIS18BP1). The record is from RefSeq and is a predicted model, not a curated record. Bases 449 to 3610 code for a protein of 1053 amino acids. Lineage: Eukaryota; Metazoa; Chordata; Mammalia; Artiodactyla; Ziphiidae. The transcript is spliced from 15 exons.
CCCAGUACCCGCGGCAGCUUGGGGUUGCCCAGUUUUUACGGAAACAGCAUUGCUCACGCGGAGCGGGGACCACCCCCAGUUUUCCUGAGUCCCAGUGAGACGCACGGUGACGCAGUUCCUGGGCGCGCCAAUCCCGGGCUGACUGGGAGGGCGGGCUCUUCAAAUUUGAAUUCGCAAGCUGUUUAGGUGUUAGGGAACCUCACCGAGAAAGUGAGCGUCACCUGGGGCUAAACCGCUGCGAGCUGGGGCCGACUUGGGCCAGAGGCGCGAGUCUUCGGGCACCCAGGUCCCCCUCUCCCCAGCACGAAGCCGAGCCCAGACUGCAGCCGUCUUGCCAUGCCAGGACCUUCGCCCAAGGUUCUUCUGGCCCCCUGCUGAAGGUCUAUCCUGAAAAUUGUGUUUAAGUGAAUAUUCUGUUAGAGGAAAUUUGUUGCUACUGUUUAUCAAGAUGAUUGCAACACCUUUGAAACAUCCAGGAAUUCACUUGUCUUCAGAGACAUCUUCUCAGAGGAGAAAUAUGCCCAUGCAUGCAGUCUUUUUUGACAGCAUUCCUUCAGGCACACUUACUCCAGUAAAAGAUUUGGUGAAAUAUCAGAAGUCCUCUUUAAAAGGGAAUGACCAUAAAAAGAGUCAGUUCCUAGAAAUAACAGUUUUUAAUAAUAAAAAUAUAUUUCAAUCUACCAUGCUAGCAGAGGCUACCACCUCUAACAGUUCUCUUGAUAUCAGUGCUAUAAAGCCCAACAAGGAUGGAUUAAAAAAUAAAGCAAUCUAUGAAUCACCAGGGAAAAUAUUUCAAAGAAUGAAAGAAAAAGUACUACGUAACAAGCAAGAACAAGCAUCAAGAAACAGUUUGUUGGAACCACCAAAAAAUGAAAGUAAUAAAAAUUUCACUCCUAACGGAGCUGAGGAAGGAGUAUUACAGCAUACCUACCUCUGUGAAGAAAAGGAAAACAACAAAUCAUUCCAGCCAGAAGACAGUUCACUAAGAGCCUCAGUCCAAGAAGUUCCUUCAGAAUCAUCAAAUAAUAUUUUCCUGUCAGUCAAGCAAAAGAUUCAAUAUCAGCAGGAAAAGAAGGCACCUCUGUGCAAUUUAACUUACGAGCUUCCAAUUCUGAACCAAGAACAUGAAAAUGAUUCAGCUGCAGGAGUCUCAAACAAGGCAUUAACUAGAGCUCAGUUGGCUAGACAAGUUCUUCGCUCAAAGGAGAAUACAGUUGCAACCACUAAGUCCAAAAAGGACACAUUUGUUUUAGAAGGCACUGAUUCUACCUGUGAAAAAUCCCAAAAUACCACCAUUGAGACUCUCUGUGUUUCUUUUAAAAACGGCAGUCAAUUAAUGGUUUCUGAUGAUAGUAAGAUUACAACAGAAGGCACUUCAAAACAGGAAAUUAAGGAAGGAAAUGAGAAAACAAUGCCCAGAGAGACUGAUCUUCCAGGUUCCAUGAAUGAUACAUGUAAAAUUGUGCUUGCAACUCCAAGGUUUCAUACAGGAAUACCUCAGAGAUCAAAAAGCAAUGCCUGGAAGCUUUCUGCAAGUACAUGCCAAACUAUUACUAAUGGAGUUAAAAAAAAUAAGGUAGUCCAGCUACAGGAAUGGAUGAUUAAAGUCAUCAAUGAUAACACUGCUAUAUGUGUAGAAGGAAAAUUGAUAGACAUCACUAACAUAUAUUGGCACAGUAAUGCAAUUAUAGAACGGAUUAAGCACAACAAACUUAGGACUUUAUCAGGCAACAUUUAUAUAUUAAAAGGAAUGAUAGACCAGAUUUCCAUGAAAGAAGCAGGUUACCCAAAUUAUCUCAUAAGGAAAUUUAUGUUUGGAUUUCCAGAAAAAUGGAAAGAGUACAUUGAUAAUUUUUUAGAACAGUUAAGGUCUUGUGAAAAGAAAGAAGGAAAGGCCAGACGAAAACAGAAAACUGAAAGAGUUGUUCCUGACAUUCAAAAAUCAAUGAAAAAUGGUGCAGGGGAAAAAAAAACAGAUGUCCUCCUAAGAGCCACUGCCACUUAUGACGUUGAUCGUGAUCAUUUGGAGAGAACUGAAGAAUCCAAAGUAUCCGUUGAUAUUCUAACAUCAAGGGAACAGUUUUUCUCAGAUGAAGAAAGAAAAUAUAUGGCUGUUAAUCAGAAGAAACCUUAUAUUUUAGUAACACCACUCAAAUCUAAAAAAAUUAUAGAGCAAAAAUGCAUGAAUUAUAAUCUGUCCCUUGGCACCAUUAAAGCAGUAACAGAUUUUGCAGUGCAAAAGCAUGAAAAAGAAAGUAAAUCAAACUUAAGUGAACCUACAAGUCCAAUCAGCAAGCCCGCAAAGACUUUAGAAAGUACAUUUGAGUAUAGUGUGGGUCAUAAAAGUAAAAACAAGGAAGAUUGUAGUGAAUGUGAUUUACUCACUGUCAACCAGAAAAUAAAAAUACCUAGUCCUAAAAAGGAACAAACAGUCACCUCUGACUUUAAGAAAAAUACAAGGUUAUCAAAAUUGAAGAAAACUGAAAAUCAAGUAACUGUGUCAUUUUACAAGCAUCAGUCCUCAUCAGAUUUGUCUGAUGAAGAGAGUGAAAAAGGAAAGGAAUUUAGAAGGAAAGCUGGGGUUGUUAAGAAAACCAGAGCAAGAAAUACCAAAGAAAUAGUGGUUCACUUGAGAAAAAGCACAAGAAAAACAAGGACAAUCCCAGUGAUGUCUGAAUCUGAAACUGAAGAGAGUGAAAAUGAACUUCAUAUGAAACAAAAGAAAGCUAGAUGUUCUGCUAAAGAAAAUCUUCAGAAAUCUGAUACUAGCAAUGAGCUUCCAGUUAUUGAGACAAUGGGAUCUGGCAAGACGAACAGGUAUUCCUUAGCAUGUCUACCUGGCUUAAUUCAGGAUGAGGAAUGGAAUAAGAAAGAAUUACAGAAACUUCAUUGUGCUUUUGCAUCUCUUCCAAAGCACAAACCUGGUUUCUGGUCAGAGGUGGCUAUGGCUGUAGGUUCUCGAUCUGCUGAUGAAUGCCAGAGGAAAUACAUGGAAGAUCCCCGAGGAAAAAGAUCUCAGAAACAUGUCACAAAGAAAAAGCCAGUCGACCCCAAAGACAAGAUCAGUGAUUCUGAUAAGAAGCAAACUAUUAAGAUAACUGCCAAAGUGGGAACUCUUAAAAGGAAGCAGCAGAUGAGGGAUUUUCUGGAACAGUUGCCAAAAGAUGACCAUGAUGAUUUUUUCAGUACACCUUUGCAGCAUCAUAGAGUACUGUUACCAAGUUUCCGGGACAGUCAAGAAGAGGAUGAUAUUCUGCCAAAUAUGGACAGAAAUCCAACAACUCCAUCAUCGGUUAUCUUUCCACUGGCAAAAACUCCUCAGUGUCAGCAUGUCAGUCCUGGCAUGCUAGCCUCCAUAAAUAGGGCUGACUGUGAUAAAUAUGUUUUUCAUAUGCAAAAAACCCAUAAAAGUAAAGGUGGCACUGUCUGGGGCAAUAUCAAGAAAAAAACAAUUGAAAGUGAUUUUUCAACUCCACCAUCAAGAAGAAAAACCCCAUUUAACAAAGAAUUAGCAGAAAACUCUGGUAUUGGAAAACUGUUCACUAAUGCUAUGGAGUCUUUAGAGGAAGAAGAGAAAGAUUCUUACUUUUCGAACUCUGAUUCUGCAUAGUAAAAAUGAGAAUAUUUCCAGGAUGUUUAUCAAGAAGCAAUAUUUCCAGGAUGUUUAUUUGUAUCUUCAUUUGAAGGAUGUAUUUUUUUUUAUAAUGUAGCUUCAUAUGAAAUUGCAGACUCUUUUUCAAAGGUUUCAUGUGUUAUAUAUAGAUGUCUCUCAUAAGCAUCUUAGUCUCUUUACUUUAAGAAAAUCAUGUUCCCUACAGAUGUUUUUUAGAAGCAUUCAAAAAAAUGUUGCUAUCCUUAAGGGGAGAGGUGGGGGAGAAUUAAAAAAUAGAUUGUAUUGGUAGCUACUGAGUUCAUGAAAACUUUAGGUUACCAGUUGUCACCACUUGGUAUAAAAGCCAGAGUUGAUCUAAUGUUUCAGUUAUCAGUACAUGUUGUUUAAACCAUUUGACAAGCUUUCUCCUGAUUGUUUUUCUUAAAACUUGUGAUUGGCACAUCCAUGAAACCUAUGUAAAUUUAAUUUAUUGCUUUUUCAGUAUUUUUAUUAGGUAGAAUAAGAGAACAGAUUUUGUUGUAUUCUUAAGCAGACAUGGCGUAAAUUUGGUCUCAAUAUUUAAAAGACUGGAUUAGACAAACAUUCAGGUUAUAGCUCUUCUAUUGUAAGGAGUCAAGUUACUAUGUCAUGUCAUAGUAAACACUGUUUUCCUUUCAGACAGCUUCUUUAGAAAUAAACUUCUUUUAGCAUAUUAUGCCAUUAUGCUUUAAAAUUUGACAUAGAAUUUUUUUCCCUCUGGUUAUAGUACAUAUUUACCCACUUUCUCUCCAGGUAGGUUGUUCAAAUAAAGUAAAUUUGCUUUUAUAGUAUUCAUGUUUUAGUUGGUUUUUCUAAUUACUGGAUCAUAGAAAAAAUGCAUUUUGUUUGUUAAUGGUUCAGUUCAUUUCCUUGAAAAAUACCAGAACUGUUAGAAAAAGUACAUUUUCUUGUUUCUUAAGAAUUUAGUCAGUAAUAAUCAGCAGCUAAAGAACUAUAGGAUUUGUAGAAACACAAAAUUUAAGAAGAAUAGUGCAAGCAAACAGAUCACUCUCCUUUAAACUACCAUGAUAGUUUCUGCCACAGAUUUUUGAUAGAUGAAGGAUGAAACAAAUGAAAAGGUUAUUUUAGAGUAGCUCUAAAAAAUUCUGUUGUAGAACUCUAAGUUGCCAAUAUUUGGUGUAAUACCAUGCUGCUUGAUGUUAGUGGAUAGUGUUUUAAGAAUUAGAAGGUAUUCACAACAUUGUAAAUCAACUAUACU